Molecule: messenger RNA, 5322 nt
Organism: Lagenorhynchus albirostris (white-beaked dolphin)
Lineage: Eukaryota; Metazoa; Chordata; Mammalia; Artiodactyla; Delphinidae
Gene: SLC4A5
Product: solute carrier family 4 member 5
Exons: 29
Coding region: 1788-5165 (1125 amino acids)
Biological process (GO): regulation of intracellular pH; transmembrane transport; renal system process
Cellular component (GO): plasma membrane
Molecular function (GO): sodium:bicarbonate symporter activity; monoatomic anion transmembrane transporter activity; solute:inorganic anion antiporter activity
Source: RefSeq, a predicted model, not a curated record
CUUCCAGGGCUGUGGUGAAGGCUAAAUGAGAGAACGCAUGCAAGCCUAGCCCAAAGCAGCCUUUCUUCUCUUCUUCAGUACAUGCCCCUAUGGCAUUGCUUUAUACCAGUAUGUGUCUCUUUCCAUUGUAAUUGUGAGUUCACCCAUCUGUCUCCUUCUUUAGCCAGACUGAGAGUUCCUUUAAGGUGUCUUUCAUCUCUGACUCCCCCAAAACACAGGAGAAGGGCACACGGUAGGGGAGCAGCACUAUGAGUUUCAUUUUAGAAAUGAGUUUGAGGUGCCUGUGAGAAUGUCCAAGUGGAGAUGUCCACUGGCAGUUGGAUCCAACUGGGUAUAGAGCUCAGCAGAGAAGUCUGGAUUGGAGGUAAACUUUGGGGAAUGGGUUGGGAGUGUGUCAGUGGUGGUUGAAGACAUGAUUGGGAUGAGGUGUAUUGUCUUAAUUCAGGUUACUUAGAAAACUGAACCUGAGGCAAAGCUGCAGUGCUAGUUUUGAGAUACAAUCCCCAAGCAGUGAGGGUGAGGAAAGCUAGGCAGGAAAAGAGCAGAAAACACAAGGUUUGUUUUAAUGAGUGGGCCACUGCUUCACAAAUAACUGGCCACUUGUCCAAGUGUGAUGUCUCUGGAUAGACUAUUCAGAAAUGCUACGUUUGGGGUGAUGGAGGGAUGGAGAGAGCAAACUCACCUCCUCUCUCUUCUGUCUGCUGUCCUUCGUUGCUCCAAGUUGCCCUGUUUGGUGUUCGCUCCCCUUCACUUGUUGAGAUUGUGUUAGUUGACCACCCGAAAAGCCAGAUCCCACGCCCUGCAGCAUGGCAUAUCAUACAAGUCCUGAAGUGUGAGGUGAACAGACGGGCACUGGCCUAUAGGACUUGGUCAAGACAGAGUAAGCAGCUAGAGGCCUGGGAAUCAGGUGAGGCUGCAGAUCACCUGAGGAGAGAGUAUAGGGCAGGAGGAGGGCGGAGCCCUGGGCAGUUCUGAGAGUUAAAGAACCCACAGCAGAGCCCCAGGGAUCAUCACUGGAGCAGAGGCCCCCAGAGGAAGUGUCACAGGGCCAAGGAAGAGGGAGAUUUGGGGGAGGUAGUUGAUAGUUUCUUGUAUUGCUCAGUGGUCAAAUGGGCCUGAGUUCAGAGAGAAAGUGGCAUCUGAUUCUGAGAUGCCCGGUGAGCUGGUCAGAGCUCCCUCUAUUGGUGGAAUAGAGGGAAAAGAAACUGGGUUGUGGUGACGAGAAAGGGGAGAGAGGAGCACGUGUGCACUACUGUUUCCCGUUAUUCAGUGGUGGAAGUUGGGUGGCCAGGGGAUGGCAGAUAGCUGACGCAAGCAUCAUUGCCUGUAGAUGAUAAUGGGAGCUGCUUAUGGAGCCCAGGAGAUUUCUGGAAACGGAUAGGAUGUGGUGGUGGGGAGGGAGGCCUAGUGAGGCACUAUGUGUACCAAGGAUGGUGCGUAGCAUGGGAACAGUCUCCUUUGAUCCAUCUACACCCAGAACUGCCAGUUGUGAUACAAGAACACAGUCUCAAUUUUGUCUCCUAUGAGCCCCUCUCUUUUUGGGGUUCUUCGGCGGAUUUCCAGGGUCAACAUCACCUUCCCCAACCUGGAGACAACUUUGUGAAGUCGGAGUGUAUCUGUAAGAUAACUUUCUACACAGGAAUAGCUGCUACCCAAAGUGAAAUGACAUCUUCUUGCUCUCAACUAUCCAAGGGCCAUCUGAGUUAACUCUUCCAUCUUCUGGGAUAGGGGAGCCAUUCUAGGAGACUGAAACUAGGAGCGAGAUCUGAGGGUUUAACUUAGUCCUUAUGAAGAUUUUCAACCAACUCUCCUGUUUUCGGCCCCAUCCUCUAUCCUGGUGUUCAGUUAUGAAGGUGGAGGAGGAAAAGGCUGGGGUAGGGAAGCUGGACCCCCCUAACUACAGGAGACGAUGUCAGGAUCAGGAAGACUGCCGUUCCAUCCACAUUGGGCUUUCAGUCCCCAGUUACCCUCACAGGAAAAGAGACCCGAAGGGACAUCUUUCAGGCCUGCAAAAGGUCCACUGGGGCUUGCGGCCAGAGAAGCCGCAGCAGGGGCUGGCCAGUGCCUGCAGCACUGUGGAUCAUGUCAUCAGGACACGGUCUCCAGCUGCUGAGCAGCUCCAGGACAUCCUGGGGGAGGAAGAUGAGGCUCCCAACCCCACCCUCUUCACAGAGAUGGACACUCUGCAGCACGACGGAGACCAGAUGGAGUGGAAGGAGUCGGCCAGGUGGAUAAAGUUUGAAGAAAAGGUAGAGGAAGGAGGCGAGCGCUGGAGCAAGCCCCAUGUGUCCACACUGUCCCUGCACAGCCUCUUUGAGCUCCGGACCUGCCUGCAGACGGGGACGGUGCUGCUGGAUUUGGACAGCGGCUCCUUACCACAGAUCAUAGAUGAUGUCAUUGAAAAGCAAAUCGAGGACGGCCUCCUUCGGCCAGAGCUCCGAGAGAGGGUCAGCUACGUCCUACUGAGGAAACACCGUCACCAAACCAAGAAGCCCAUCCACCGCUCCUUGGUUGACAUUGGAAAGUCAGUCUCCUCCACCACCAAUCGCAGCCCAGGCCGGAGCCCCGCGGCGGGCCCCAGCCUACACCACUCCACUGAGGACCUGAGGAUGCGGCAAAGCGCAAAUUACGGCCGCCUGUGUCACGCCCAGAGCAGAAGCAUGAAUGAUAUUUCUCUCACCCCAAAUACAGACCAGCGGAAAAACAAAUUCAUGAAGAAGAUCCCCAAGGAUUCAGAAGCCUCCAAUGUGCUCGUGGGCGAGGUGGACUUCCUGGACCAGCCAUUCAUUGCCUUCGUGCGUCUCAUCCAGUCAGCCAUGCUGGGAGGAGUGACCGAGGUGCCUGUCCCCACCAGAUUUCUGUUCAUACUGCUGGGACCUUCUGGGAGAGCAAAAUCCUACAAUGAAAUUGGCCGUGCCAUUGCAACCCUCAUGGUAGACGACCUCUUCAGCGACGUGGCCUACAAGGCCAGGAAUCGGGAGGAUCUGAUCGCAGGGAUUGAUGAGUUUCUAGACGAGGUCAUCGUGCUCCCCCCUGGAGAGUGGGACCCAAAUAUCCGAAUUGAGCCACCCAAGAAGGUGACUUCUGCUGACAAGAGGAAAUCCGUGUUCUCCCUGACUGAGCUAGGUCAGAUGAACGGCUCUGUGACGGGAAGUGGCGGAGGGGCUGGAGGCGGCGGAGCUGCAGGCGGCGGCGGCAGUGGGGCCGGCGGAGGGAGCAGUGGGGAUGAUGGAGAGAUGCCAACCGUGCACGAGAUCGGGGAAGAGCUCAUCUGGACAGGAAGGUUCUUCGGUGGCCUGCGUCUGGAUGUCAAGAGGAAGCUGCCCUGGUUCCCAAGUGACUUCUACGAUGGCUUCCACAUUCAGUCCAUCUCUGCCAUCCUAUUCAUCUACCUCGGCUGCAUUACCAACGCAAUCACCUUUGGUGGGCUUCUGGGGGAUGCCACUGACAACUAUCAGGGAGUGAUGGAGAGUUUCCUGGGCACUGCCAUGGCUGGCUCCUUGUUCUGCCUCUUCUCGGGACAGCCUCUCAUCAUCCUCAGCAGCACAGGGCCCAUCCUCAUCUUCGAGAAGCUCCUCUUCGACUUCAGCAAAGGCAAUGGCCUGGACUACAUGGAGUUCCGCCUCUGGAUUGGCCUACACUCAGCUGUCCAGUGCCUUAUCCUGGUGGCCACAGAUGCCAGCUUUAUCAUCAAGUAUAUCACCCGCUUCACUGAGGAGGGCUUCUCCACCCUCAUCAGUUUCAUCUUCAUCUAUGAUGCCAUUAAGAAGAUGAUUGGUGCCUUCAAGUACUACCCCAUCAACAUGAACUUCAAGCCUGACUCUAUCACCAUCUACAAAUGCGAGUGCGUCGCCCCUGACACAGCGAACACAACCGCAUUCAAUGCUUCAGCCACGUCGCCACCCAACACCAACACUUCUCUGUACAACCCCCUUAACCUCACAGCGUUGGACUGGUCCCUGCUGAGCAAAAAGGAGUGUUUGAACUAUGGUGGGCGCCUACUUGGGAAUUCCUGCCAGUUCAUCCCAGACUUGGCACUCAUGUCCUUCAUCCUUUUCUUCGGGACAUACUCCAUGACCCUGACCCUGAAGAAGUUCAAAUUCAGCCGCUAUUUCCCUACCAAGGUUCGGGCCCUAGUAGCUGACUUUUCCAUCAUUUUCUCCAUCCUGCUGUUCUGUGGAAUUGAUGCCUGUUUUGGCCUGGCAACCCCCAAGCUGCUCGUGCCCAGCGUCAUCAAGCCCACGCGGCCUGAUCGAGGCUGGUUCGUGGCCCCCUUUGGGAAGAACCCAUGGUGGGUGUACCUGGUAAGCAUCCUGCCCGCCCUGCUGGUGACCAUCCUGAUCUUCAUGGACCAGCAGAUCACGGCCGUCAUAGUCAACCGGAAGGAGAACAAGCUGAGGAAGGCUGCUGGCUACCAUCUGGACCUGUUCUGGGUGGGCAUCCUCAUGGCUCUCUGCUCCUUCAUGGGGCUCCCCUGGUACGUGGCUGCCACGGUCAUCUCCAUCGCCCACAUCGACAGCCUCAAGAUGGAGACGGAGACCAGCGCCCCCGGGGAGCAGCCGCAGUUCCUGGGGGUCAGGGAACAGAGAGUGACCGGCACCAUUGUCUUCAUCCUGACAGGGAUCUCUGUCUUCCUGGCUCCCAUCCUGCAGUACAUCCCUUUGCCAGUGCUGUAUGGAGUCUUCCUCUACAUGGGUGUGGCCUCCCUGAAUGGCAUCCAGUUCUGGGAUCGCUGCAAACUCUUCCUGAUGCCGGCCAAGCACCAGCCGGACCAUGCCUUCCUGCGGCACGUGCCCCUGCGCCGGAUCCACCUCUUCACCCUGGUGCAGAUACUGUGCUUGGCUGUGCUCUGGAUCCUCAAGUCUACGGUGGCCGCCAUCAUCUUCCCAGUCAUGAUCCUGGGCCUCAUCAUCGUUCGAAGGCUUCUGGACCUCAUCUUCUCCCAGCAUGAUCUGGCCUGGAUUGACAACAUCCUUCCAGAGAAGGAGAAAAAGGAGGCAGAUAAGAAGAAAAGGAAAGGGGCCCAUGAGCACAGUGAAGAGGAGCCCCAGUUCCCUCCUCCCUCAGUUAUAAAGAUUCCCAUGGAAAGUGUCCAAUCAGAUCCCAAAAACGGUAUCCACUGCGUUGCCAGACAAAGAUCUUCCAGUUGGAGUUACUCACUCUGAUUCCUCCUUCAGUGAUUCAGAACUCGACCGAAGCAUCACCCUGCACUUCAAAAUCUCCUGUCCAGCUUCACCUGCCUUCAGCUACUCACAGAGCCCAGUCUUCAUGGUGCCACAGGUGAAGAUAGAGAUGGAGCCAGACUGUGACUUCACAGACAUG